AGACCUCGCCGACCCCAACACUCAUGAGCCAGGACGACACCGAGGACAGAUCUGGCCCGGCGUUAGGACCUGACGCAGCCAGUGGAUGCCUCAGUUGUGGAGUGGAACAUCUAGAAAUGUCGUCUCAGGGAUCUGUGCUCGCUGUGGGGAAGUGCCUCGCCUGCCUGGAGUUCAUGUGUAAGUAGCUUUUCCUCCAGUCCUCACACAACAGAAGAAACUCUCGUCACUCGUAACCACAGGAAACCUGCUGAGAGAGCGUGAAGCCUGAGCUAACGGCGACGUAGAAAACCCUCCGGCCUGGAGUUGAUUGAACAUUCUGAAGUCGUGCUGUGACUGUUUGACAUAAGCAAGCGCUAAAGGUCGUCGUGUACGAGACAUUUACCUAGAGUCAGCAGGAUGAAGUCAGGUGUUAACUGAAGAGUUUGCUCACAGCUGAGCUGGAAGGAUGUUGUCAUUCGGCUGUGACCAGGGGAGGAAGUGGUAGUUAUUAAGUAAUGUGUAGAUAUAUAUAUAUAUAUAGAGAGAGUGGUGCAGCUGUCACCUGUGAGUUUUCUUUCUCACCUUAUCAGUAAUUUUUAAAUAUAUUUCAUAUAUAUCGCCCCCCCCCUUCAAGCUGGCAGUUAUAGUUAUAACUUUUUUAGGGCCAAUAAAUCUUUUUCUUUUUCAAAUUUCAGCUUUCACUGCAGCAAGACUCUCUGUUUCCUUCCGUCCUGCACUGCACAGAUGCACAGGACUUAUUCAAUGAGUUGCUGUAAAUAUUUUUUCAGCACAGCAAAGUUCAGCCUGAGUUUACUGCUUUGUUUGCUUGUUGGAAUCAGACAUUUAAAUUCAACUAAUGGCAUUUAUGAACUGGAGGAGGAAAUAUGAGCGUCAUCUCCAUCUGACAAGUUUUGGUCCGAGCGAUGCUCCAGCUCUGGCCACUGCUGCACCUCCUCCAAAUAUUGAAAUGAUCGAUUCUGUCAGCAUUAUAUUUCUUUAACUGCUGUCCCUUUCCCUGGUCAUGCUUCUUCCCACACAGGAUUUUUUUUAAAUGGUUUUUACAGUUAAACUGCAAAUACUUGACUUGUCAUGAGUUUUUUUCUGAUUUUUUUUUUUUUUUUACUUUCAGCUAUUUACAGCGACAAUCAGGUUUUCUUUGCUGUCUGCUUCAGAAAUGUGUAGAAUUGAGAAAGAAACGCAGAAAAGCUAACGUGACAGAUUUUUUUCAUAUGUACAUGACAAAUAUUUACAUUGCAAACUAUAUUGACUCAAGAGAAUUUGGUGUUAUGACUCAUUUCUGGCUCUUUGGUUAGAAGACUGAGAUCCGACUUUCUUUUCUUUAAAAACAAAACAAAACAUUCAGCUGUGGUGAGGCUGAGAACCUUAAGUGUUAACUGACAAUUUGCCUUUUGUUUCAUUAAUAUUUUUCAUUAUUUCUUUUAUUUAUUUUCUUUUUGAGUGUUUGAGUCAUAUUUAGUAGUUCUUGAAAUCAUCUUUAAUCUUUAUCAGUUUGUUGAAUUAACGAUUUAACGUCUUUCAGGGCAGUUUCCUCCAUUUAUUUUGCUUAAUAAGAACAACAUUUAUAGACAUAUUUCGGCCUCGAACAGACCCCUGUGUAACAUUAUUGGCUGUGACGUCAUGGGUGGGCGUCCACCCAUGGGCUCGUGUUGUUGUUGCUGCUCGGGAACACGUGAGCAGCGGUGGCGCCUCCUACUGGCGGGAGAAGCGGAGAAAACACAACAACCAGAGAGCAGAAGCAGCAGCAGGAGCGCGCGCGCGAGGUUCGGACCCAGAACCUGGUACCGACGAGCCUGAGCAGACCGCGCGGGAGGAUCCUGUCGCCUCCCGAUGCCCGACAGUCGCGUGUUCCCGGUGUGGCGGGGGAUCGGGGCCACUGGUGGGGUGGCAGCAGCGUGGAGCCAGGGAUGGGGCCGCUGCCUGAGAUGGGAACCCGCCGCAGCGGCCCGGGACGGAGCCCAGAUCCCGGUGUCCGAGUACCCGGUGUGGUUGCUGCUCUGCAGGGGGGGCCACGCCCGGAUCCGGGAGGUGUGUCAGAGAGGGAGGGGGGCCAUGAGGCUGCCCAGCCACCUGCUGAGCAUCAAGCCCCCUCAGCUGCUGGACGUGGACCAGGUGCCUGAGGUGUUUUGGGAGGACGGCAUCAUCUCUGGAUACCGACACCCUCAGAGCUCGGCGCUGGACUGCCUCCUCAGCAGCUUCCACAUGACCAACGAGACCGUCAACAUCUGGACCCACUUCCUGCCGACAUGGUACUUUGUGUGGCACUUGAGCGCCCUCUCCUGCAGCCUCAGCUUCCUGAGCGACAGCUACACCUGGCCACUGCUGGUCUACAUGCUGCUCAUCUGCAUCUACCCCUUCACCUCCAGCCUGGCUCACACCUUCAGCACCAUGUCGCCCGAGUCCAGACACAUCUGCUACUUCUUCGACUACGGAGCGCUGAGCCUCUACAGUCUGGGUUGUGCCAUCAGCUACUGCUACUACGUCAUGCCGGACUGUUGGGUGAACACGUGGCUCCACCAGCACUUCGUCCUCAUCGCCGUGGGAAACUCUCUCCUCUGCACCAGCCUGUCCUGCUACUCCAGGUUCCUGGAGGUCCAGUUUCCCAAGCGAAGUAAAGUGGUCCGCACGGCGGCGUUUGUGAUCCCGUUCAUCUUCGACACGGCGCCGCUCUUCUACAGGAUCCUCUUGUGUUGUGGAGGGAACUGCGGCUCCGGCGAAGCCUUGUCCAACCACUGCUACCACCUGCUCUUCGCCUUCCUCACCUGCUUCCUCUUCACCUCCCACCUGCCUGAGAGACUGGCACCUGGGCGCUUCGACUACUUUGGUCACAGCCACCAGCUGUUCCACAUCAGCGCCGUGGUCGGCACCCACUUCCAGAUGCAGGGCGUGAUCGCCGACAUGAGCUCGCGGCGGUCGUGGCUCCUCGCUCACGGCGUCGCGCCCUCUCUGCUCGGCACUGUUGGCGCCGUGACGGUCAGUCUGCUCCUCAACCUCGGGAUCAUCGGCAUCUUCAGCGCGCCGCUGCUGUGGAAGUCCUGCUGCUCCUCCGCCUCAGACAGCAAGGAGCAGUGAGACCCGCCGCUCUGACUGGCGGCACCGGAGCGCUCUGUGGUUUCCCUCCAGAGGACACAUGAGGGCGCGAGCGACUCGGACCUCAGUUUGAAAUGAUGGUUUCCAUGGUGACCACCGCGUGGCCUCUCGCCCCCUGCUGGCAUAAAGCAGUGACCAUGUCCUCAGACGAAGAGCCUCAGUGUCGUGCCUGGCUUUGUUUCACGGUGAACUCACCUCCCGAACAGCUUGCCAUGUUUACAACCUUCUAACUCGUCUGGAGCACUUUUAACCCUCGCUGGUCCGACACACCUCUUGUUCAAAUGUUGACCAACACUGUGGUACUUUUUUUGAAAUAGAUAUUUUUAUUUUGUUACAAUUCAUAGAAGAUGCUGUUUAAAAAGUUAAAAUUUGUGUUCCGAGAUUUAUAUUGUUCUUUGACCUCAAUGCAAGGCCGAAACUCAAACUAAACACAUUCCAUCUUCUUUUCAUUACCUAAGAUGCAAUAACAGAUUUCGUUUUGAUAAUAUGUAAGAUAAAGUAUAUAUUUGGUUUAUAUCAAAGUAAAUAAAAACAUAUCGAUUUGGUAAUUGAAAUAUUGGAAAAAAAAACUUUUUUGUAUAAAUUUUUCAGUUACAUACUUGUAUUAUUAAAAGAAAGAAAACAACAGAAAAUAAUCUGAAUAUUACUGCAAAUAUUUUAACAUCAUUUAACUUAUCCAAAGUGAAACCUAAUAAAUGUAUAGUUUAUUUAUCCUUUCAAAUGAUCUGUUAAGUUAGUGAUUGGCUGCUUUUCUAAGAUAACGUUUAAUGCCUUUUCCCAAAAAACUCCUUUUCUAAUAAAAACACAUUCUAAUGUAGGAAAUUCACCGUUUAUUCAUGACAGAGUUUGGAAUAUUGUCUCCACAACAUGUUUUUGUGUUCAUUUUUCUGUCAGAGGUUUUGUCACACACUUGAACUGUAAAGCUUCUGGUGACACUUGUUUCUCAAACUGUUGAGGUUCCGCAGCACAAUGACUGGGUUUAUAUGAGCUGCAGCUGAUGGUCGGCUUUCACGUGGUCUCGGGUUCAAUUCCCACCUCAUUCCUCUGCACUGUAGUUUACAUGUUAACCAAUUCCUUUUGAUUCCAAGUGACGGCUGAGUGCAAACAGUGAAGCGGUCAUGUGACCUAUCCGUGUCCAAGAGACGAGACACAGCCAGCGAGAAAGCAACCUGUAGGUGACGUGUGGAUGAGUAAGCGUAGCUUCACAGGGUGUCGGACGUAGGUAGGUCUUUCCCAGGUCGGCUCUUCACUCGCCUUUCGAUGCCGACAAGAGUGUAGCACUAAGGUUCUUGUCUUCCUCUCCCUCCACUCCAUCAUUCCGUCAGCGCCCCAUUCUUGUCUUUACUGUUCAGAACCUGGAGUUUGUCUGAGAAGUUUGUGGCAGAGAGAAAAGUGCAGGAGUCAUGUGGAAGGAAAAAGUAGCUGGUGCCUUUUUAUGGUUUUAUACUUUUGUAUCCUCUGUCUUAAAGUACUUGUAUUUGUGUGUCACUCGCUGCUUUAUUUGUGUAAUAAAUGUUUCU
Molecule: messenger RNA, 4607 nt
Organism: Synchiropus splendidus (mandarinfish)
Lineage: Eukaryota; Metazoa; Chordata; Actinopteri; Syngnathiformes; Callionymidae
Gene: paqr6
Product: progestin and adipoQ receptor family member VI
Exons: 8
Coding region: 1828-3069 (413 amino acids)
Cellular component (GO): membrane
Molecular function (GO): signaling receptor activity
Source: RefSeq, a predicted model, not a curated record